Messenger RNA from Puccinia graminis f. sp. tritici CRL 75-36-700-3, 5906 nucleotides. RefSeq lists its product as uncharacterized. Lineage: Eukaryota; Fungi; Basidiomycota; Pucciniomycetes; Pucciniales; Pucciniaceae. Gene Ontology annotation, cellular component: cytosol; nucleus. The record is from RefSeq and is a predicted model, not a curated record. Bases 117 to 5906 code for a protein of 1929 amino acids. Gene Ontology annotation, molecular function: proteasome binding; peptidase activator activity. The transcript is spliced from 27 exons. Gene Ontology annotation, biological process: proteasomal ubiquitin-independent protein catabolic process.
GGCUGACGAACAAGACCUAUCAGGCUACAUAUCAGGAAGAAACAACCAAAAGAAAAACAACAACAACAUCGGAAUCGCAAAGAACAAGAACAAGAACAAGAAACACACAUCAUACGAUGGAAUCAGAACCAUCCUCACCCGACCAGCAGGAGAAACAACAAGCGGACGACACCAGCGAUGAUUUCAAUAAGAGACUACCAAAACAUCUCCAAUCACCAUCAGGAUCCAACAGGACAGACAAGACUCAUCCCAAUCUGAUGCCCUAUCCGAUCGAAUCCCUCGAACAGAUGGAUACCCACCUCGAGUUGAUCAUCCAGCACCUCCUCGAAGCUGCCCAAGCAAAAGACUUCGAACUUGCCUUCAAUUAUUGGCAGCAAGUCCUCGAGAAAUGGCUUGAUUUUCGAUACCCCAUCAAACGUCGUCUCAGGGCUCGUCUGGCUGCCCUCUACUACAAUCUCACCGUUUCUCCUGGAAUGGAGCCUGAUUGCGUUGCGCGAAUGGCCAAACUAUUAAUAAUUUUAAUCAAGUCAGAUAAAACUUUGGAUGUUCGAGAUCUUCAGUUGGAUUGGAAAGCACUCUACAAUGUGAUGAAACCUGAACUAUUCCCCAAACAGCGUGCCACCGGCCUCACAAACAUCUAUCUCACCUAUCUCAAUGUGGCCGAGGUUGCAAACGCCUACUUCCCUCCGCACACCACCAUGGAGAUCAUGGAAACCAUCUUGCCCCAGCUCAACGGCCCAGAUGUCAACACCGUCCUCAGCACUCAAUCUCUCCUAUGUCAUUUUUUACCGAUCAGUCAUCCCCUCCCUUGGCUUGAUUCAAUUUUCCGUCUUUGGAACACUUUUCAAAGCCAGAGUUGGGAUUCACAAUGGCUCGAUCUCCUAGCAAGACUCUCUCAAAAACAUUUGGAUCCCAAUGCUAGUGAUCCCCGUCUAGAACAUAUUCUGAAGAACCUCAAUCCUGGUGAUAAAUUUGAUGAUAAAGCUAUAGAAACUCUGUCAACCUUCGAAGGUCAAGAGGCUUGGUCCGGGAUUCAUCGGGACGUCGGGAUCUAUACAGAGCGUCAAUGGUCCUUCAUCAUGACCCAGUGUGUUCGAUAUUUUAGCGUGCCCGUAGGAUCCAAUACCGUCCAAGCAGUAGCCACCUACAGCGCCCGAGUUACCGACAUCAAAGUUUCUUCGCGGGUCCUCAAGAUGCUUAAACCUUCAGAAACGCUCAAGUCAUUUGCCAUCAUCAUAGUCACUUCAAUGACCGAGGAUCCCAAGUCGGGUGAAUGUCGCGCACUCACCUCGUUAUCCAGAUUGCUAACGGCCAUGGAAACCUUCUUCCAUCCAUCAAAUUACGGGCGGUGGUCGGCUAAGCUCGCGAAAUUCUUAAAUUAUCUCGCAAAACAAUUUGCUCGUCGGUGGACUUCAGAAUCUAGAACGGAACAAAACACACCUGCACACUGGAAGCUGACCGCCCGGAUCAAGAAGCGAUUUGUAAGCAUGCUCAGCAAUGUACUCUUGAUGUCAAUGUUUUCCAAGGACUCGACUACUGCAACUUGGACUCAACAUGCUUUGAAAAUCGCCGCCUAUCUCGAACCUAGCGUGAUGGUACCGCCAAUCGUUGAGCGUUCCGUCUUGGCCCUCGAGGGUCUAUUAGAGACUCAUCGCACAACAGCAUGCAUUGGUGCUUUAACGUCAGUCAUGGGAAGUAUGCUCAACGUACAGUCCUUCCGCAAUGUGACCAGCAGUUUACCGAUCAUCCUCGACUUACUUUUGCCGGGAAUUGACCCCAAUGAUCCAAGCAAAACGAUGUACACAGCCAUGCUGGUAUUACAAACGGUAUCCAAGAUCAAGAUCAGUGAGAUCACGGCGAUCAGUGGUGCCCAGGGGAUGUCCGAUCCUGAACAAUCGGAACAUCCCGAGCACGAAGACUUGAGCCAAUUCAACCCGAGUCAACCGGAUGAUGGGAUGAUCGUCCUAGAAUCUGAAAGCUUUCUGUCGGAGUGGGCACUGACCUACUUCCAACGAGUGAUGAGCUUCUUUGAGAAUCUGCCAGAGCCGCAAGGGAAACAGGAGAAGACGGGCGGCAAGCUCGAGGAAAACACGAUCAAUUUCCUGAGCGCCUCGUUUGAUGAGCUGUGCAAGUCCAUCUCCCCCGAGCUCUCGCCCAUGAUGGUCGACUAUUUCAAGACUUACGUCUCCGAUAACGUCCGUUCGAACAUGGUCAAGGCGGUCGGCUUGGUUGCUAGUUCUCUCUCCCGUGGAAUCUCCGGCUCUGUUACCUUCCAAUCCAUCUACCCUCUUUGCGAUGCUAGGAUCCGGGCUGAAUUGGAGGCCGGUGCGGCUUCCGUUCAUACCAUGUCUACCAAUUCGCCUAAUGGCUCGGAUCUUCGGCUACAUUGGUUCUUCAGUAUUAUCAUUGGAAUCUCUAAUAAUGCUGGCCUUGCAAUUUUAGGAUUCAAGGACUCGGUCUUGUCUUUACUCAAGUUGGUCUUAAAGGAUUGUAAAACUGAACGCUCUUAUCUCUAUACGUCGACCCUCCUCUAUACGCUCUUGAGGGCUUUGAUCGAAUACUAUCCUGAGGAUAGUCGGUUCUUAAACCCUAAUGAAUGGGAUAAUUUAGAUUCUAAAAAUCCUCAUCAAACGUUGUGGGGCAAGACUUACAAAGCUCAGGAUGCCAAGAUCCGCUGGCAUGUGCCAUCAUCGGAAGAAAUAGACUUUGCAAUCGUCAUUCUUGAGGAGGUGGUCCAACCAUACAUGCUCGAGCUCGAUGAAGAACUCCAAAAGUCCAGCCUCAACCAUGAUGAAAAAUGCAACUUCGUCAAGCUAUGUGCAGUUGCAAAGUUUGUAAUCUCUGGGAUCUCGGCCUUUGUCGUCAUCGGGUCCCCCGAUAAUCCUGGGAAUCCAUGCUCUCAUUGGGGAGAGCCUCUGCCAGGGGCUACAGACGACUUGCCGAUGGUGCGUACGGGGAUCCCGCUAGCGAGUCCGGAUGGCCGCUGGGCCAGAGUGGUGGAGUUCAAGAGAUCGGUCUCCGAGCUGGCCCAUCAGGCGGCGACCAAAGUAUCGCUCUUCGAUGAUAACAUCAAAUGCGUCCAGUCGAUCGUCUCUUUGAUGUCCUCAAUCCUCUUGGAUUAUGCCUGCGAAAAUCCCGUGCACGAUUAUCAUAAGGAAAACUAUAAAUUCGUCCAGGAUAUGAGUCGCAUAUCAAAGUCACAACAAGAAUAUCCAAGGGUAUACUGGAUUCGUCGGGCGCAGUUGGCACACUUCACCAGAUUGCGAUCGCUCAAGCUCUUCAUUCAACGCAGCUCGGUCGACGAUAAAUUGAUCCAGGAUCUGACCGAGUUCUCCGUUUCUUCGUGGGUCUCGAUUAGACGAUCGGCACAGAAAGUAUUGGAUGCAGUCUGUAACAUUUAUGAUGGCAGUCGGAACUUGGUCUCGCCCACCUUGUUCGAAUCUCUCAAGCCUGGCGCCGAGUCCGAUCGAACUAAAGGCGCCAUCUACGUCUUGGCUUCCAAGACCUUCUUGAAAUUUUGCAUGGCGGACCCUCAGUCUUGCUCUACUUUCUACUUGUCUUUGUUACGCUGUCAGCAUUCUGAAAAGUCUUCGAUUCAGUCUUUGGUCUCCAACUUACUUAGUCAAUUGAUUUUGCGGCAGCAAGAGCUAUCCACUUUGAAAAAUACGAUUGAGUUGGAUAGCACCAAUGAGAUGAUCAGAUCUUUGAGUUCUGAACUGACACGUCACUCCAUCAAUCCUGAGAUCUCCAAAACGCUUGAGUCCAGGAGGCAAGCCCGUGUUGCAAACAGGAACACCUUGUCACAUCAAUUGGUGGAUGAUUUGCUUGAGAUUGCCAAGGCAAGCUCUACACACUGGAAGUACUCUCUUCAUGCCAACCGCUUGUUGAGCAGUAUAGUCAGACGCGAUGAGCCGAUAAGCGUGACAGUGGCCAUUCACUUUGUGAACGAGCUCAUGAACUCCGAGCUGCCCUCUAAGCGAAACCAUUCCAUUUCCGCCAUCACUAAGAUCCUUCAUUUCGUCAAACUUCGGACGUUCAUCAAAUCAGAUGAAGAUCUUUUGACAGGAGAAUCACGCAAUCCUCUAAGAAUGACCAUCGAUUUUCCGUCUCCACAGGAUCGCGAACAGUUUGAAAAGUUCCUUUCAGGGCUACAGCGACCAUUGAAUGAUCAUCCGGAGUAUUUGGCUGAUAAGUUCUGUAGCGGAUGGUUAAUCUGUGGGUCGGAAAAGGUACACAAGCCGCCCGAUGAGUCGGUUGGAACCACGUGGGAAAGUCCCUCCGGCCCAGCUCUUAUCGCCUUGGGUGAAAUCAUGCGACAGAAGGUUUUCUGGGAAAAGAUGGCCGCUCAUCUCAGUCAAGAACACACGAGAAAUUAUCUUUCGUCUGAGAAUGUGAUGGUCUUCAAGUCGAUUUUCCAAAUCUUUGGUGAUGAACCAUGGCCAAGUCUUUUGCCCACAUUGGAAGAAUUGCUUGUAGACCCAGAGGAUCGGCACAAGCAGAGAGCUGCAGCUGAAAUCAUUAGUGGGGUCAUCCGGGGCGCGAAACAUUGGCCUUUGAAACAACAACGAGUCGUCUGGAGUUGGUUCGGGAAUUCGUUGAAGAAGAUCUACGAUUCGAUCACUCCAGCCACGUUAAGUGCCUGGGUGAUGUGUGUGGAUUAUAUUCUAUGGGGGAGGGACCCUCGAAGAAAUCAACCUCUAGUUGACUUCAUCUUGAACUUGGAAACGGAUAGCAAUACUUCUGCCUUUUUGACGAGCAAAGCCCACCAUUUCAUCGGCGCUCUUCUCCGGUCAUUGGCUUGCAUUCAUGCACCUAUACUCCCCAAGGUUACGGAGCUUAUUGGAAAUCUAUCAAUUCACGAUUAUCGCGAGGUUCGAACUUGCGUCAGUUUAAACUUGCGAGGCCUAAACGAAGCUGAAACGCAGCCGUCAUUUCGGGAUCUCUCAUCUUAUCUGGAGGCUUGUCGAGCUGGAACUGAUGAGCCUUUACUUGUCGACCAUACGCUGCUGAAUGAGGUCCUGCCGAACCUAUUCAAAGACCUGGAGAAGUUUAGAAAACUCAGAUUGCCUGCUCAACAUGGCGACCAGGAGUAUGAUAAAUGCUCGAUGACGAUAUUGGCAUGGCUUUGGUCAUGCUUAAGCGAUGUGCAAGCCGCCGCUGCUUAUCCUUUCAUCCCCCAAAUCAUCCCAGAUCUUUUCUACAUGCACGAGAUGAUUGAUAAUCAAGAACUCAGCAAGCUUUCUUAUGCCACCUUGAUGAAUCUGGCGACCCUUGCUUGGCCCUGCAUGUUCGUAGACCGCUUCUUGGCUACCUUGCUGGAUCUAUCUCAGGCAAAGAGCUGGAAGGUCCGAUUGGAUGUGCUCACAGUACUCAGAGUGUUUUUCUUCCAUCAAAUCUACAAUCUGAGUAGACCACAAGUAGAGGAGGUGAUGGAAAGCUUAUGCAAGUUAUUAGAAGAUUCAAACAUGGAGGUACGAGAGGCAGCAGCAACGACAUUAUCAGGGAUCGUGCACUGUUCGGAGCGAGAGUCGAUCUUACAUCUCAAGGAGAAGUUCACCAAGAUCUUACAAGAGAACCCGGUGCCCAAGCAGAGAUUCUUGGAGAACGGGGUCGAGCGGCCGGGAUACCAGGCCACUCUGAUCAAGAUCCAUUCUGCCGUCCUCGGCUCUUCGGCUCUCGUCAACGCCUUUCCUUACGAUGUUCCCCCCUGGGUCCCUCAGAUCUUGAUCCAUAAUCUUUGCGCCCAUUUGAGCUCCCCUCCGAUGAUCUCUACUACCGCUAGAAGCACCCUGACCGUCUACAAAAAAACUCACCAAGAUACUUGGUUCGAAGGGCAAAAGAUGUUUACUGAGGAAGAGUUAACGAUCUUGAACGACUGCUUGGUCGGCUCUUCUUACUACGCCUGA